Molecule: messenger RNA, 1770 nt
Organism: Fonsecaea nubica
Lineage: Eukaryota; Fungi; Ascomycota; Eurotiomycetes; Chaetothyriales; Herpotrichiellaceae
Exons: 2
Coding region: 1-1770 (589 amino acids)
Biological process (GO): protein deubiquitination
Molecular function (GO): cysteine-type deubiquitinase activity
Source: RefSeq, a predicted model, not a curated record
AUGGCUCUUACGCAGUGCAUGCCCGCAGCGGGCUGUGAGCAUCUCGAUACCGAAGCCACCACUAAAAUCAACGCCUUUCGCGAAACCAGCAACAACCAGCUGGACCCAGACUUUGCAACAUACUCUUGUAUCGCAUGCUCUUUCUCCGGCAGCUUCACGGCACUGAACAAGCACCUCUCCAAGACCCAGCAUGGGUUCGCCGUCUCUCACAACUCUGUGUACUGUGGUAACUGUAAUGAUCUGAUCUACGAUCCGGCCUUAGUCAUCAGCACCGGCAAAAGCAGCAGCAUCAGCAGCAAGGUCAACGGAGUGAAGAGGAAAAUUUCAGAGUCCAACGACGGGGAGGACGAUUCCUAUCUGACAGCAAACACCUCCCAGCGGCCGUGUGGCAGGACCGGUGUUCGCGGCUUGUUCAAUCUAGGCGAGACGUGCUACAUGAACGCCGUGCUGCAGAUGAUGGUGCACAAUUCCCUGCUGGCAAGCUAUUUCUUAGGGAUGGGUCACCCGAUCCAUACAUGUCCGAUUUCCAAGGAGCCUGACAAGAAGGAGAAGAACGAUUCUGACGACGACGAUGAAGAUGACGGGUCGGCAGAAGGUUCUCAGAACAAAGAGCACAAGACUUGCGUUGCCUGUGGCAUGACCGAGCUAUUUUCCGAUGUCACUAUGGUGGAUCAGCCUCUUCCUGCCCACGCUGUCAAUCUCUUGUUUGCUUCGUGGAAGAAUAUUCCGCAAAUGUCUGGCAAGGGGCAGCAAGACGCUCAAGAAUGGUUCAUGUGCAUCGUUGACCGCCUGCACGAAGGGGUGGCCCAGUACGUCCCGUCGUCCGAAAACAAAUCCCACGCCACCAACCAGGCCAACGGGAUAGCGACACUGGACAAGCAAUGCAUCUGCUUCUUCCACAAAGUCUUCUACGGACGUUACAACAGUCAGAUCACCUGUGACACGUGCCACACCGUGUCAAGUCGGGAGGAUGAGUUUUCAAGCAUCUCACUAGAUUUCCAGAAACAAAUGAAGAAGAGGAAGAAGGGGCCGAAAGACGGCGGUACCAAGGAAUCAAAAGACACUGGCGGCAACGAGGGGAGCAAAGACGACAAGGACGUAAAGAAAGGCGAAGGAGCCAAAGGCUCCAACAAGGACAAGGCCGCGGACCUCAAAAUCACCAUCCCAACCAUCCAAGAUUGCCUGCGGGCGUUCACGGCACCCGAACCCCUCUCACCCGAUCAAUACAAGUGCAACAACUGCAACGCGCGACGGUCUGCAUCCAAGCAGACCCGCAUCCGGAAGUUGCCUGCCAUCCUGUGCGUGCACGUCAAGCGGUUCGGGAUGAAGCAGAGCGCCGCCGGGGUUUUUGGGCCGGAGAAAUACGAAGGCAAGAUCGACUUUGGCCUGCAUCUCGACAUGGCUCCAUACACCACACGGCCGCCCACCAGGGUUCCCGAGCCGGUCAAGAAAGAGAAGAAAGACAGCGGCGAGGUCGAGAAAAAGGACAAGGAGCCCAAGAGUUCUUCGUCCUCGACCAAGGCGUCGAGUUCCAGUACGAGUCCUGGCAGUGCGGCGAGAAAGGAGAGCGAGUUCAUGUACGACCUCGACUGCGUCGUCGUGCACCAGGGCGAGCACGCCCAGAACGGCCAUUACUUUGCCUUUUGUCGCCAGGACAACAAGUGGUUCCGCUUCGACGAUGAGAUUGUCAGCGCGACCACCACCGAGGACGUCUUGAGACAGGAGGCCUAUCUCCUCUUCUACAGCUUGCGCAGUCUCGAGAAGAUCUGA